AACAUUUUUUUUAAACCCGCAUAAUGACUGCUCCCCAUUAUUUACACGUCGCCAUGAUACAACAAAGCGUGGUCGAGGAGCAAUAGAUGAUUAGUGCAUUCCACUGGGCAUACGGCGAAGAAAGAACCAGGUAUGCAGAGUCAGUAAUUAUCCAUCUCCGCUUGGAUUAAAAUCUCCUGCAAUUACCUGUAACACCACAAUGCCAAAUUAUUAUAAGUAAUUGCACUUGCUGUGUUGGAGAUCAUUGACUUCAUUAUAAAGAAACGGGUCAAAAGAUUUUCCAAUUUUGGUCAACAGAAGUAGUCUAAGAGUAUUUGAGCUGUAUGUGAGUUAGGAUGGGCUGCAGUCCCUCUCGAGUGAACCCUCAAGGGAAUGAGGCCAUGACUCCUCGGCCCAUGCCCACUGACAAGAGGGUUAAUGGGCAAGCCAAGAAUGGACAAGUCAAGAAGACAAAGACAGACUCUAAUGCUAAUCAAAAGGAUGUGAAUACAAAUAAUCCAGUUCCUAAAGCUGUGGCAUUUCAAGUGACCCUGGAUGGAGAGCAGACAGAAAGCCUCAUUACAAAACAUCCCCCUAUAAAACUCAAGAGACUAGCCCCCCUCAAUGUUCCUACUCUGUCAGCUGAAGAAUUGUUAGAAAAACAGAAAAUAGCUGAUGAAAAAAGAGAAAAGGAGCUGCAGAGGAAAAGAAGUGCCUCCAAGAAAUCUUCUCGCAGGCGGCGGGAGCUGUUACAGGCCAAGGAAUUCGAGGAGAAACAGCAAAUGGAACAGGAAAAAAACAAAAUUGAUUCGUCCAUGAAGACAGCAGAGAUGUUAAGAGAAGCAAAAUUACAGGAAGUCAGAGAGAGACAGCGACUAAGGGAGGAGAGGGCUCGCAGGGCCCGGGAGAGGCAUAAGAAGAUGGCUAAUGCAGAACAAGAGGAUAUAGGGACAAUAGAAGUAGAAAGGGAUGGUCAUUUCAAUGCAGACGAUAAUGAUUCUUGGCUAGAUGAUGGAAAAAAUGGUUCUGAAGAGGACUUUGUAUCAGGAACAGGGGAGAGAAUUUAUUCCGGCAGUGUUGAACCUGAGGAAAGUCGAGGAGGCAUGAACAGCGCAGGAAAGUCUCGCAAACUGCCGAGUGCUUCAUCCCACCUAGCCAACGGAAACCCAGAUGACUUCUUUGACUCUUGACAAAAAAUAGUUUAUAACUUAGAUCUUUAUUAGUGUUACACUUAGAAAAAUUGAUGCAAAAUUAUAUAAUAGUUUAUAAUUUUAUACCAUUUCGAUGGAAAUGUUUAAACAAACCAGUCAAUUAGCUGUUAUAAAGGUAAUGCACAUAGAGUAGUCUAGAUAAAUGUAAAUUCAAAACUGUUCAAAUGCCAUUUUUAUUUUAUUCCAGAAUUACUAAUAUUUUGUUUGUUUUUUAUUAUUUUGUAUAUUUAUUACAUCUUGUGAUUGGAUAUUUUCCAAUGAAUCCUUUGAUAUGACAAUUCCUUACCAACCCUGUCAUUAAUUAUAUAGUGUACACCUGAUAAAGUUCUAGUUAUAAACUGGUGCUGAUGUUUAUUUUGAAUUUCAUAUUUUUUGAAACUUACCGUAAUCUUAUUUUUAAUGAAAAA
Saccostrea cuccullata (small rock oyster) is the source of this 1597-nucleotide messenger RNA. RefSeq names its product ensconsin-like. The record is from RefSeq and is a predicted model, not a curated record. The coding region runs from base 336 to 1169 and encodes 277 amino acids. The transcript is spliced from 8 exons. Lineage: Eukaryota; Metazoa; Mollusca; Bivalvia; Ostreida; Ostreidae.